Danio aesculapii is the source of this 2146-nucleotide messenger RNA. RefSeq names its product N-terminal asparagine amidase (gene ntan1). The transcript is spliced from 10 exons. The coding region runs from base 126 to 1052 and encodes 308 amino acids. Gene Ontology annotation, molecular function: protein-N-terminal asparagine amidohydrolase activity. Gene Ontology annotation, biological process: ubiquitin-dependent protein catabolic process. Gene Ontology annotation, cellular component: nucleus. The record is from RefSeq and is a predicted model, not a curated record. Lineage: Eukaryota; Metazoa; Chordata; Actinopteri; Cypriniformes; Danionidae.
UGCGCGCAAUGCGGAAGGGAAUGCGGCGGUGCAGCGACAUGAAGGAGGAGAAUCACACAUGACAGAGUUAUUAAUUAUCGGAGUUUAAUUAAGUGUUCAGAUGAUUGUCUGUAAUUUCAGUCAGGAUGCCGCUUUUGAGUCAGAAUAAGCGAAUAGAGCGCGUGAACUCCACCGCGGAGCUCUUCGGCAGAUUCCCGCACCUCAAGGACGGGGCGCAGCAGUUUGUGUCCAGAAGUGCAGAGCCGGUGGACCCUAAAAACCUCCUGUACAUCCAGCAGAGGGAGUUUGCAGUGACCACACCAGCAGACAAUUCGGUCUCCAUCCUGGGAUCCGAUGACGCCACAACGUGCCAUUUAGUUGUGCUUCGACACACAGGCAGUGGAGUGACGUGUUUGGCUCACUGCGAUGGCUCCAGCACAUGGACUGAAGUUCCUCUAAUAAUCAACGCCGUCACAUCCAGAUGCAGCAGCAGCAGCAGCGCGGUGAAAGACGGCAGGCUGGAGCUUCAUCUGGUUGGAGGAUUUGAUGAUGACCGGAGGAUCUCACACUCACUCAGCCUUAAUAUUCUGGCUGCCUUUCAGAAACAGAAAGAAGAGAUUCACCUGGAGACAUGCUGCAUCACAGACAUGAAUGACGUCAUCAAAGACGGGAUUCAUCGACCUGUGAUUUAUGGGAUAGGUGUGAAUGUUAAAACAGGUCACGUGUUUCCAGCCUCCUUCACCUGUCGAGGACCAGCAGAGGAGCUCAGGUCGGCACGCACCUUCUCUGGUGGACAGAUGGUUGAAGUGUAUGAUUCUGCACGAGAGCUUGUAAAGAUCGACCCGUGCAGAUGGACACCCAAUGAGGACAUGGCCUUCUGGCUGACACAAGAUGAUGAAACCAUCCUGCAGUAUUUGUCCACCUCGCCGUAUGCAGAACCUCCUCAUUUUGUCCACCACAUUAAAUCCACCAUCCAGUUCCUGCUGGAGCACCCGACCGCGGACGCUCUGUUUCCAGACGCUCAGCCGCAGUUUUACAGCCGUGUGGAGGACGGCCGCUGGAAGAGAGUCUGAAACCCACAAAUAAAGAAACACACUAAUAAAGGCCUUUAACAUCUGCACUUACAGCAGAAGCUCCUUCACACACACACACACACACACACAGCUGAAAGAUUAUACUCAGGAAAGCAGAGACCUCUUAAAGGAACACUCCACCUUUUUUUUUCCUUUUGAAAUCUGUCAGUGGCAUUAUUAUUUUGGGGGACGCGUGUUGAAAUGUUUGGGAACCCCUGUCCUAGAGGAUAGUAUUUUCCGACAGUCUUAUCACACAAUGAAACUACAGAAGACUAGAGCUUUAAAUAAGAAAAUCAGCUUAUUUUUUUAUAUUUUUGUAAUUAAAUGCUAAUGGUCUAAUCCGAUUCAAUUCAUUAUGCUAAGCUAAGCUAAAAGUGCUUCCGCCAGAUCAAUAGCUCUGCUCAAUGGAUUAAAAAGUUGUUCAAGUUUACUGUUUAACUGUAGGAGACUUGUAAAAUUAGUCUUUAUUAAAACAAAGUGCAGUGUUCCUUUAAUAACCAGAGGGGAAAAUCUGAAGCUGCUUUCACUAAAACUCUCCUCAUUGAUGCAUUUAUUACAGAUUUGAAGCUGUAAGCCCUUACAUAAAAACAAGAGCCUAUGGACUUUUAUUUUGGUAUCAUUUUUAUGUCUUGUUUGUUGUGUGUGUUUAUGCUGAUGUGUACUUUUUUUUAAAAGCUUAUAGCACUCUGUAUUUUUUCUUUAUAAUCUUUAUUUGAUUUGCUGAUAAAAAUUAUAAUGAUGCUCCAUUAAUGUAUUUAAUAACAUGAAUAAAUGAAGAACAGCGCAUUUGCUACAGUAUUUGUUAAUCUUUGCUAAUGGUACUGAAAAAACAGUCAUUGUUAGUUCUCUCAGUGCAUGAACUAAUGUUAACAAGCACAGCUUUAAUUACAUGUUUAAUAAUGCGUGUAAUUAAAUGCAUCAUAUUUUGAAAGUAGUAAAUGUUGAACUGUGAUUAAUAAAUGCUGUAUACCAUUGUUCAUGUUAGUAAAUAUAUGAACUUAAUGGAGCAUUAUUUUAAAGUGUUACCCAUUUUCUCACUUGUGAAUUUGUAAAUACAGUAUGUUUUAGGGUGAAUAAGAGAAUUAAACAUAUAU